CUUCAAUGAUAUGUAGUGCAGUCCUGGACUUGAAUUUGGUUUGUGAGUCUUUUCACCAGUGCCAGGUCUUGACUUUUUUAUGCUUUUGUUUGUGUUUCCCUAUGAGUUAUAGGGUAGUUGAGUGAAAAUGUGACCUGGGUUUUAAUUUUUCUUCUUUUUAAUGCCUUUACAAAGAUUGAGAUCCCUGGUUGUGAUCAAUGCCUGACCUGUUUAUUAUCUCAUAUAGCAUUUUAGAUAUUUCUUUCUGCGAUCAGGUACAUUAGUAGUCACACUCAGAUAGUAAUCUUGCCCUUCUGUAAUAUACCAUGGUUCACAUAGGGGACACUAGUCUCAUUGUUAUUGAUAAAGCGGUCUCUCUUUUUGGUUGGAGGUGUGGUGGGGUGUGGAAAUGUAAAGGGCCUUACAUUAGAUUAAUGGGGGAUUUGGGCAGCCAAAACAUCAAAAUGAGUACUCGAAGAAAUCUAUUAGGAGGGAUGUUGAAGGUUCAAGACUUGAAUAUCAUUUUGCGGAAUUUUGGGGAGCAAUGCAGAUGGCAGGAUCUUUCUCAGCUCUUUGAUUGGAUGCAACGGCAAAACAAAAUCAGUGCUUCAUCUUAUAGCAGUUAUAUAAAGUUCAUGGGGACAAGUCCUAACCCGGCAAAGGCAUUAGAAAUAUACAACAGCAUUCCUGAUGAAUCAACAAAAACUAAUGUCUUCAUAUGCAAUUCACUUCUUAGAUGCCUGGUCAGGAAUGCCAAGUUCGAUAGCAGCAUGAAAUUCUUUCAUAAGAUGAAGAACAAUGGUCUAACACCAGAUGCUAUUACAUAUAGUACGCUGCUUGCAGGGUGCAUGAAAAUCAAAGAUGGGUAUUCUAAGGCAUUGGAUCUUGUUCGGGAACUGAAUUAUAAUGGACUGCAGAUGGACAGCAUAAUGUAUGGGACACUUUUGGCAGUUUGUGCUUCAAAUAAUCGGUGUGAAGAAGCACAAAGCUACUUUAACCAGAUGAAGGAUGAGGGUCAUUCGCCCAAUAUAUUCCAUUAUAGCUCGUUACUCAAUGCAUACUCUUCCGAUGGAAACUACAAGAAGGCUGAAGAGUUGGUGCAGGACAUGAAAUCUUCAGGGUUAGUACCGAAUAAGGUAAUAUUGACAACUCUGUUAAAGGUAUAUGUAAGAGGAGGCAUGCUUGAAAAAUCCAGAGACCUUCUUGUGGAACUGGAUACCUUGGGCUUUGCAAAAGAUGAGAUGCCCUAUUGUUUAUUGAUGGAUGGCCUUGCAAAGAAUGGGCUCUUAGAUGAAGCAAGAUCAGUUUUCAAUGAAAUGAAGGCAAAACGUGUUAAAUCUGGUGGCUAUUCGUACAGUAUCAUGAUUUCAUCAUUUUGCCGAGGUGGCCUUUUUAAAGAGGCAAAGGAGUUGGCGGAGGAGUUUGAAGCCAAGUAUGAUAAAUAUGACGUAGUUAUAUUGAAUACAAUUCUUUGUGCCUACUGUAGAACAGGUGAAAAAGAGAAUGUGAUGCGAACAAUGAGGAAAAUGGAUGAAUUGGCGAUCAGUCCCGACUAUAAUACUUUCCAUAUUCUUAUCAAGUAUUUUUGUAAGGAGAAGUUAUAUAUGCUUGCUUACCAGACCAUGGAAGACAUGCAUAGGAAAGGCCAUCAACCUAUGGAGGAGCUUUGUUCUUCAUUGAUUCUUCAUCUUGGUAAAAUUAAAGCCCAUGCAGAAGCCUUUUAUGUUUACGGUAUGUUGAAGUCUAGCAGAAGGACAAUAUCAAAAGCCUUUCACGAGGAUAUUUUACACAUUCUUAUUGCUGGAAGGCUUCUCAAAGAUGCUUAUGUAGUAGUUAAGGAUAAUGCAGAAUUGAUCUCUCCUGCUGCAAUUAAGAAGUUUGCAAGCUCAGUUGUGAAGCUUGGUGACAUCAAUUUGAUAAACGAUGUAAUGAAGGUUAUUCAUGGUUCUGGAUACAAGAUUGAUCAGGAACUAUUUCAGAUGGCUGUGUCACGUUACAUUGCUGAACCUGAAAAGAAGGACUUGCUUAUACAAUUGCUAUCGUGGAUGCCAGGCCAAGGUUAUGUUGUUGAUUCCUCAACAAGAAACCUGAUUCUUAAGAACUCACACUUAUUUGGUCGCCAGCUCAUUGCUGAGAUCCUGUCCAAGCAGCACAUGACGUCAAAAGCCUUGAAAUCUCAGUAGACGAAGGAAAACUAUUACUGUUGGAGUUUAUCCUUUUCGAGCAUUUUUAACCAAGUGUGUUACAUUUUCCCUCUCCAUCUUUUGUGCAGAACUGUUCUUACUCCAUGGACAUCUAAUAGAUCUGACUAUACAUUCAUGUGACCAGAUUUAGAAAUUUUCCUGUUUUAAUGUAGCGAGUAAUCAUCACCAUCAAAAGGGAAAAAAAAGAAGGUAAUUAGUGAUCCUUAUUCUAUUUG
Populus euphratica (Euphrates poplar) is the source of this 2398-nucleotide messenger RNA. Its product is annotated as pentatricopeptide repeat-containing protein At1g10910, chloroplastic-like. The record is from RefSeq and is a predicted model, not a curated record. Gene Ontology annotation, molecular function: mRNA binding; protein binding. The coding region runs from base 306 to 2162 and encodes 618 amino acids. The transcript is spliced from 10 exons. Lineage: Eukaryota; Viridiplantae; Streptophyta; Magnoliopsida; Malpighiales; Salicaceae.